Messenger RNA from Balaenoptera musculus (blue whale), 4575 nucleotides. RefSeq names its product HECT and RLD domain containing E3 ubiquitin protein ligase 4 (gene HERC4). The coding region runs from base 413 to 3331 and encodes 972 amino acids. Gene Ontology annotation, cellular component: cytoplasm. The record is from RefSeq and is a predicted model, not a curated record. The transcript is spliced from 25 exons. NCBI's taxonomy places the organism in Eukaryota, Metazoa, Chordata, Mammalia, Artiodactyla, Balaenopteridae. Gene Ontology annotation, biological process: protein ubiquitination; ubiquitin-dependent protein catabolic process. Gene Ontology annotation, molecular function: ubiquitin protein ligase activity.
UCUGCCCCAACUCUUCCCCGCCCCUAGCGCUCGCCGCCUCGCUCGCCUCCUGUCCUUCCCCUCCCGCUCCAUCCGGGUUGCUGACGGCUGGCUCUGGGCUAGAGAGCAGUGGCGGCUGCUCUUCUCUGAGGAACCCGGUAAAGUUUCACAGGAGCCGAAGAGGUGAGCAGCGGAGCAGCUUCACCGACACCGGAGGAGCUCUGGUGUUCGCAGCCACUGGCUUAAGGAGGAGGGUCCGGGAGCUGGAGACCUGUCUCAGCUGCUGCGCUGCCUCCCUCUUGCGGGAGGCGCCGCCCCCAGCCGCCCUGGGCUUCUCCUGCCUUGAGGGGCAGGACGUAGGGAUACCUCCAACUUGCCAGUGUUUCAGAAGGGAGUGUUUUAUUGAAACUGGAAGACCAAAAGAAUUACAAACAUGUUGUGCUGGGGAAAUGCAUCUUUUGGACAGCUAGGUUUGGGUGGAAUUGAUGAAGAAAUUGUACUAGAGCCCAGAAAAAGUGACUUUUUUAUAAAUAAAAAGGUUCGAGAUGUAGGAUGUGGACUCAGACAUACUGUAUUUGUUCUGGAUGAUGGAACAGUAUACACAUGUGGAUGUAAUGAUCUAGGGCAGCUAGGUCAUGAAAAAUCCAGAAAGAAACCAGAGCAGGUUGUUGCGCUGGAUGCCCAAAAUAUCGUAGCUGUUUCGUGUGGAGAAGCUCAUACAUUAGCACUAAACGACAAGGGCCAGGUGUAUGCUUGGGGUCUCGAUUCUGAUGGACAACUUGGCCUGCUAGGAUCAGAGGAAUGUAUCAGAGUACCCAGUAUUAGUUAUAGGGACAAAAGAGAACCCUCCAGGGAACCAAGAAAUAUUAAAAGUUUGUCGGAUAUCCAGAUAGUACAGGUUGCUUGUGGUUACUAUCAUUCACUUGCACUUUCUAAAGCAAGUGAAGUCUUCUGUUGGGGACAGAAUAAAUAUGGCCAGUUGGGUUUAGGCAUUGACUGUAAAAAGCAAGCUUCACCACAACUGAUUAAGUCUUUACUUGGAAUCCCUUUCAUGCAAGUUGCAGCAGGAGGAGCCCAUAGUUUUGUACUCACCCUUUCUGGAGCUAUCUUUGGAUGGGGACGCAACAAAUUUGGUCAACUAGGUCUUAAUGAUGAAAAUGAUAGGUAUGUUCCUAAUUUACUAAAGUCACUAAGAACUCAGAAAAUAGUUUAUAUUUGUUGUGGAGAAGAUCAUACUGCUGCACUAACCAAGGAAGGUGGAGUGUUUACUUUUGGAGCUGGAGGGUAUGGUCAGUUGGGUCAUAACUCUACCAGUCAUGAAAUAAACCCAAGGAAAGUUUUUGAACUUAUGGGAAGCAUUGUCACUCAGAUUGCUUGUGGAAGGCAGCACACUUCUGCUUUUGUUCCUUCAUCAGGACGAAUUUAUUCUUUUGGACUUGGUGGUAAUGGACAGCUAGGAACUGGUUCAACAAGCAACAGAAAAAGUCCUUUCACUGUGAAAGGAAAUUGGUUCCCUUAUAAUGGGCAAUGUCCACCAGAUUUUGAUUCUGAAGAAUAUUUCUGUGUAAAAAGAAUUUUCUCAGGUGGAGAUCAAAGCUUUUCACAUUACUCUAAUCCCCAGAACUGUGGGCCACCAGAUGACUUUAGAUAUCCUGAUCCUUCGAAGCAGAUCUGGACUGUGAAUGAAGCUCUAAUUCAAAAAUGGCUGAGCUACCCCUCUGGAAGAUUUCCUGUAGAGAUAGCCAAUGAAAUAGAUGGAACGUUUUCUUCGUCUGGUUGUCUAAAUGGAAGUUUUUUAGCUGUUAGCAAUGAUGAUCACUAUAGAACAGGCAUCAGAUUUUCAGGGGUUGAUAUGAAUGCUGCUAGGCUUUUAUUCCACAAACUUAUACAACCUGAUCAUCCUCAGAUAUCUCAGCAGGUGGCAGCUAGCUUGGAAAAGAAUCUUAUUCCUAAACUGACUAGCUCCUUACCUGAUGUUGAAGCAUUGAGAUUUUAUCUUACUCUACCAGAAUGCCCCCUGAUGAGUGAUUCCAACAAUUUCACCACAAUAGCAAUUCCCUUUGGUACAGCUCUUGUGAACCUAGAAAAGGCACCACUGAAAGUACUUGAAAACUGGUGGUCAGUACUUGAACCUCCACUAUUCCUCAAGAUUGUAGAACUUUUUAAGGAGGUUGUGGUACAUCUUUUGAAACUCUACAAGAUCGGCAUUCCCCCUUCUGAAAGAAGAAUUUUCAACAGUUUUCUUCAUACCGCAUUAAAGGUUUUAGAAAUAUUACAUAGGGUAAAUGAGAAAACUGGACAGAUUAUACAAUAUGAUAAAUUUUAUAUACAUGAAGUACAAGAGUUGAUAGACAUACGGAAUGAUUAUAUCAACUGGGUCCAACAGCAGGCCUAUGGAAUGGAUGUCAACCAUGGAUUAACUGAGGUGGCAGAUAUCCCUGUUACAAUCUGCACAUAUCCAUUUGUAUUUGACGCCCAAGCAAAAACUACUCUGUUACAAACAGAUGCAGUCUUACAGAUGCAGAUGGCUAUUGACCAGGCCCACAGACAGAAUGUCUCCUCUCUUUUUCUCCCAGUGAUUGAAUCUGUGAAUCCUUGCUUAAUUCUAGUGGUACGUAGAGAAAAUAUAGUAGGAGAUGCAAUGGAAGUCCUUAGGAAAACAAAGAAUAUAGACUACAAAAAGCCACUCAAGGUUAUAUUUGUUGGAGAAGAUGCUGUUGAUGCAGGAGGGGUACGCAAAGAAUUUUUCUUGCUCAUCAUGAGGGAAUUAUUGGAUCCUAAAUAUGGCAUGUUUAGGUAUUAUGAAGAUUCCAGGCUCAUUUGGUUUUCUGAUAAGACAUUUGAAGACAGUGAUUUGUUCCACUUGAUUGGUGUUAUCUGUGGAUUAGCAAUUUAUAAUUUUACUAUUGUGGACCUCCAUUUUCCUUUGGCUUUGUAUAAGAAACUGCUAAAAAAGAAGCCAUCUCUGGAUGAUUUGAAAGAACUAAUGCCUGAUGUUGGGAGAAGCAUGCAACAGUUACUGGAUUAUCCAGAAGAUAAUGUUGAGGAAACAUUUUGUCUUAAUUUUACGAUCACAGUUGAAAACUUUGGUGCAACAGAAGUGAAAGAACUGGUUCUAAAUGGUGCAGACACAGCUGUUAACAAACAAAAUCGGCAGGAGUUUGUUGAUGCUUAUGUGGAUUACAUAUUCAAUAAAUCAGUGGCUUCCUUAUUUGAUGCUUUUCAUGCGGGCUUUCAUAAGGUCUGUGGAGGAAAAGUCCUUCAGCUCUUCCAGCCUAAUGAACUACAAGCAAUGGUUAUUGGAAAUACAAAUUAUGACUGGAAGCAACUGGAAAAGGAAGCUGGACAUUAAAUAAUUGAACUGUGAUGAAUAUAAAGGAAGAGAGUUUAGUGAAUGGUAUAUAAGGAGAAGCCUGACCUAGGGUACAGAAACUGGGAAAACCUCUCAUAGAUGGUACUGUUCACCAGGUAAGUAAGAACUUUGUUCACCGAAGUUUCCCCAUGGCCCCAAAUUUUGACUGAAGCUCAUUAUAUAUGUGCUGAAUGAGUCAGUGAAUGAAUUAGGUGACAUUUAAUCGGAACCCUAAAGGAUAAAUAGAAAUGAGCCUGAUGAACAAGGAAAGGAGGGGUGUGUGUUACAGGGGAAGUAUGUUAGCUGUUCUGUUGCAAAUUACCCCAAAACAUAGUGGCUGAAAGAUGACAGGGACAUUUAUUAUCUCACAUAGUUUCUGAGGGUCUGGAAUUCAGAGGUGGUUUAGUCCAGUGAUUUUAGCUCAGACGUCUCUCAUGUGGUUGCAGUCAUAAUACUGACUGUUGCUGUUAGUCAUCUGAGAUUUAAGGAUAGAAUUUCCCUUCCAAGAUGGCUCACUCCCAUGGCUGCUGACCAAAGGCCUCAGAAUCUCACCAUGAGGACCUCUCCAUGGGGCUGUUUGAAUGUCCUCAUGAAAUGGCAGCUGGCUCCGCCUCAGAGUGAGUGAUCAAAAAGAAGCUAAAGCCACAGAAGUUUUUGUCAUCUAGCCUCAGAAGUCAUGUAUUCUCAUAUCUACAGUAUCCUAAUGAUCAGAGGUCAGGUCUGUUCGGUGUGGGUGGGGACUACACAAGGGUGUGAACAGCAGGAGGCAGAGAUCUUGGAGGGCCGUCUUGGGAACCACCACAGAAAAUUACUAGUGUUGCUCUUAGAGCCAUUUAUUUUUUAAAGAGAAGAUAGAAUAAUACAAAAUAAUUAGUAUGACUUCUGUUCAUCAAUAUCGGGAAAGAAAAUUUUAUAAUUAUUACAGAUACUUAAUUCCAUGUUGAACUUUAAUAAUCCAUUAAUAUUUUAGUAAUUCUGGUUUAUCCUUUAAAUAUUAACUUUGGAAGAUGAUAUUACAAUCCUAUCAUGUUCUUUGAAUUGGUAGGGGGGAGACAUUUCUGCUGAUUCAUAGGUAUUUUCUUCCCUUUCCCCUGGAACUAAUAGUUGCAAAAUGCCCAAGAAGUAGUAAGUAAUUAACUGAAUCACAUGAGUUUCAAACACCUGGACAAUGUUAGCUUUAUGUGCUAAGGAAGCCAGUUUGUCAGAUUCAAGAUAUCCCUUAAUAUUAAUAAAAGGUUGUGUUG